UGCAGUGACACUCUCCAGGGAGCCAGGAUGGCUUGAGGGUGUGCUGGAGGGAAAGCGAGGACUCAUCCCUGAAAACUAUGUGGAGAUACUGUAACUCCGAAAAGAAAGCAAAGGAAAAAAAAAUCCUCACACUUCUCUUUAUAUACAUGGUAUCCAUGGUCUCGGCGGCUCUUUCACAACAGCACUGCUUGUCGCUCCUCCAUCUUUGUCCACAUCGAAGGGGUUUUUAUGCUGUAUCCAAACAACGCAGAUAUGUUGCUAGCACAGAAAAUGAGUUCAAGUAUAAGCUAAGCUGUGCAGUGUGUGUAUUAAAGAGGCUACGUUUUUUAGAGAUUGGAAAUGUAAAUAUGGUUUUGCAUGAGGAAGUAUUCAUCCUUCGUUGUGACCGUCCGCUUUUAAAGUUGCAUGUCUGAUGAUUUUAGUUUGUAGUUUGGAGUUGUUCAGCGUUCAGUUAAGAUACAUUGACUGUCUUUUUAUUUAAUAUUAUCAAGUCGCGUUCAAUUAGGCAUGUAUUGCAGUAAAUUUAAGUGUAACGUUAUGACAGUGCAGUGACCAUUAUCGCUUUGGUAAAAUAAGUAAACUAUUUUGCUUCUUGGAACACUUUUUGAGAUAUACAUAGCAGCUGAUAUUGAUAUUGAAAUGCGAUUUAGUAAAUCAUUCGCAUUUAUAAAACUGAUGCUGUGCCUUAUGUUUAAAUAGCGCAUGGCAUGCAAGACGCUGUUCGAGAACUCAGAUAUUUUUUGAUAUUCUGUCUAUAGGUUUAAUACAAAAGAGGAAGAAAGAAACCUGGAAAACAAAACAAACCAUGCAGUCCCUUCUAAUAUAAUAUUGCCAAGUCUUACAUUUGUGUUGUGUACAGUACAUAGAAUAAUUUGUGUCUCUUCAAAGCCAAGCACUUUCCCUCUUUAAGUGGAUAAAAGGUUUAAAGUUACCACACACUCUUUGCAGAGACCUUCACUGAUUUCACUGAUGUUUAAUGAGUCCGUUUUCAUUUUUCUGAGAGCCCUGGUUCACGUUUGUGACUGAGCACAUCUGCGGUGAUUUAAGACAGUGAUUAAUGACCUCUGCAAAGGUCUUGGCAUUGAUAUCAUUUUUUUUGUGAUGUUGAAUCUCUUGUUGAUCAAUGUUAAAUAAAUAAAAUGUUUUAUUCUUA
Danio rerio (zebrafish) is the source of this 1153-nucleotide messenger RNA. RefSeq names its product Rho GTPase activating protein 10 (gene arhgap10). Gene Ontology annotation, cellular component: perinuclear region of cytoplasm; endosome membrane; cytosol. NCBI's taxonomy places the organism in Eukaryota, Metazoa, Chordata, Actinopteri, Cypriniformes, Danionidae. Gene Ontology annotation, biological process: signal transduction. The record is from RefSeq and is marked provisional. Gene Ontology annotation, molecular function: GTPase activator activity.